AUGAACAAGAAGGAGGAUGUGACCGCCCCUGGCGAGGGGGUGGACGUCCUCGUCCAGCCGCUGCCGCACCCUUCGCGUCCCGCGGACUUAUCCGGCUUCGAGUUCCCGCAAGCCGCCUUCCAGCAGCAGCAGCAGCAGCAGCAGCAGCAGCAGCAGCAGCAGCAGCAGCAGCAGGAAGCGCAGCAGCACGAGGCCGACGAGUCGCCCGCGUCUCGCUCCGCGUUCCCCGGCUUCGGCGCCGCAACCGCCCCGCUGCACAGCACAGUGCCCUGCAGCAGCAGCAGCAGCAGCAGCAGCAGCAGCAGCAGCAGCAGCAGCAGGAUUCCGCCGCAAGUAAUGACAGCACUUGGCCCCAUGCCGCUGCCAGCAGAGGUCCGCAGGCGCAUCCCCGAGAAGUUCGUCGCGAGGCCAAUUAUUGAAGAAAGAGAAAUUUACAUCGCGAAAAAAGAAGUCCAAGAAAGAACCAUCGAAGUGCCGCACGUGCACUACGCGCACAAGUUCGCUGCAGUGCCGCAGCGGCUGCGAGUGAAGAAGCUAAUUCCGACUGUCACCGAAGUUGUCAAAGAAGUCCCCAAAGAGGUCUAUAAACCAGUUGUUGAAGAGAAAAUAAUUGAAGUCCCGCAGGGGGUCAAAUAUGUCGAAGUCCCCGUCGAAGUCCCGUGUCUCUACCCCCCAAAGAUCGUCCCCAAGCCCAAGGUCCAGCUGGUCGAAAGAGUGGUCCAGACCAUUAGACCAGUGGUCAAGGAGGCGGUGGUGGAGGUGCCGCAGACAGUGGUCAAGCAAAUCCCCAAGUUGAAGACUGUGGAGGUCCCUUACUACGUGCCUCGCUAUGUGGAGAAGGUCAUUGAAGUGCCUUACCAGCCUCCUGCUGCUGCUGCUGCUGCUGCUGCUGCUGCUGCUGCGCUGCCCCCCAUCCUCAGCGGCGCUCUCCCUGCUGCUGUUGCUGCCAACUUGCUGCUGCCCUUCCGCCUCGGGCCGCUGCCGCUCUCCAGCUGCAACUCUUUGUCUUUGCCUUACGAGGCCAAGAUCGACGUCCAGAUAGCGCAGCAGCCCCACUUGCUGCUGCAGCAGCAGCAGCAGCAGCACAACCCCGCAGCCACGCUCGUCUCCCCCAGCAGCAGCAGCAGCAGCAGCAGCAGCAGCAGCAGCAGCAGCGGGGCCCCCAUCGAGCUCGUGGAGGGCUUCAAGUGGGGCGCGCCGCCCAACGCCCCGCCGCUGAGCCCGCUGGCGCCCUUCUGCCCCCCCCCGGCGCCCGCGGGGGCCCCCCUGGGGGCCCCCCUGGGGGCCCCCCUGGGGGCCCCCUGGGGGCCCCCGGGGGCCCCCGGGGGCCCCCCGAGAGCCCUCGCGCCCGACGGAGACCCCCGGAUGCCCCACAUGCCCCCCCUGAUGGUGACUUGCCCCCCAGAAGUCGGCCAAGUCAACUUCGCGGGCUUUGUUGCUGAACCCGACAUCUUAACUCGGCAAGGAGUUAUGGCCUACUCGGGCUUCCGCAGCAGCGGGAACUUCCAGCUGCUGUUUCCGCCGCUGCCGCCGCAGCCGGGGGUGCCCAUGGACCCCCCGGGGACUCCUGACGUCCGCACGCUGCAGCAAACCAGCUGCUUCCUCCCCGAGCAGCAGCAGCAGCAGCAGCAGCUGCCUCAGCUGCAGCAAAAGGCACUCCAGAUCCAGCAGGAGUACCUCGAACCCACCCCUGGCUGCUGCGGACAGCAGCCACCACCCCCAGCAGCGCCACCCGUCUACGAGCAGUAG
Molecule: messenger RNA, 1749 nt
Organism: Eimeria necatrix
Lineage: Eukaryota; Apicomplexa; Conoidasida; Eucoccidiorida; Eimeriidae
Product: inner membrane complex protein IMC3, putative
Exons: 1
Coding region: 1-1749 (582 amino acids)
Source: RefSeq, a predicted model, not a curated record